Coregonus clupeaformis (lake whitefish) is the source of this 620-nucleotide messenger RNA. Its product is annotated as calphotin-like. The coding region runs from base 13 to 462 and encodes 149 amino acids. The record is from RefSeq and is a predicted model, not a curated record. NCBI's taxonomy places the organism in Eukaryota, Metazoa, Chordata, Actinopteri, Salmoniformes, Salmonidae. The transcript has 2 exons.
GUGAAGCCCAUCAUGGUUGAGCUUCCCAUCUCUCCACCAGUGAAGCCCAUUGUGGCUGAGCUGCCCAUCUCUCCACUAGUGAAGCCUGUCAUGUUUGAGUUGCCCAUCUCUUCACCAGUGGAGCCCAUCGUGGCUGAGCUGCCCAUCUCUCCACUAGUGAAGCCUGUCAUGUUUGAGCUUCCCAUCUCUUCACCAGUGAAGCCUGUCAUGUUUGAGCUGCCCAUCUCUUCACCAGUGGAGCCCAUAGUGGUUGAACUGCCCAUCUCUCCAGUGGUAGCUGAGUCUCUUCAGAGAUUUGAGAAAAAUAAGCAGCUGAAGGGUCUGAAACAGCAACAUAAAAAAAGACAAAAAGACAUGGAAACUUCAGUUCCACAGGCCAAAACUACUCCACCUCCUCCCUGCCUAUCGGAUUAUUUCCCUCCACCACAGGGAGGCCAAGGGGCACAGGAUUUCUUCAAUUAACCUCCACCACAGGGAUGCCAAAAGGCACAGGAUUGCUUUAAUUCACCUCCACCACAGGGAUGCCAAGGGGCACAGGAUUUCUUUAAUUCACCUCCACCACAGGGAUGCCAAAGGGCACAGGAUUUCUUCCAUUCACCUCCACCACAGGGAAGCCAAGG